GGCAUUGCGGGGUGCCGAUUGGGGCUCGCCAGCGGGUGAUCAGCGCAGACUAUCGGGGCUCAAGUGCAAGGCGGGCUGGUCCCCUCGGCGGGGCAAGAGCAACGUGGAGGUCGCAGGCCAGGUCAGGCGCAGCAGCGACAAGGUUGCAGAAGCGAUGCGCGUCCGGAUGGGCGCAGAGCGCAACAUAAUGCUCAGCCCCAUCAGUUCUGAGGCGCUGCAUGCCAAGUCGGACCACGGGAAGUUAGCAGAGGCAGAGGACCUGAUGCGCCGCGCCGACUGGAUGAAAGGCUUGUCCAUGUGCAUCGCGGAGUUGUCGAGGAUGAAUCGCCUGCUCGUGACGAGGCCAGUUGGCACCGACAUCGAGCCGCCGAGUGACGCGAGCUACGCGGGCAUGCUGAUGGACGAGCCGACUUCGAACGAGAAGAGCGACAUGAGCAGCGAAAAGCAGCGGACCAAGCAGCAGUUGCCCUUGUGGGGCCCAGAAGGCGAG
Molecule: messenger RNA, 490 nt
Organism: Prorocentrum cordatum
Lineage: Eukaryota; Dinophyceae; Prorocentrales; Prorocentraceae
Source: the annotation of a GenBank genome assembly